AUGGCAGCUGACCAGAGAAAAGAACCAGGCGUUGUGAUUAAAGACGGCUGGGCAGGUUACAGUUUGGAGCUGUUUAAUUAUCCUGAGCAUUACCGGGGUGAUCUGGAGUGUGUGUACAUCCCUCAUGGAGUCAUUAUGAACAGGAUCGAGUGUCUGGCCAGAGAUAUCCUUGAAGACAUCGGACAUCAUGAUCUGAUGGUUCUGUGUGUUCUGAAGGGAGGAUACAAGUUCUGUUCUGACCUGGUGGAGUCGAUUAAAGCUCAGAGCCACAGCGCCAACAGAAGACUGACCACCAGAGUAGAGUUCAUCCGCUUCAAGAGCUAUCAGAAUGACCAUUCCACUGAAGAUAUGCACAUUAUUGGACCAGAUGACCUCUCCAUGCUGAAAGGGAAGAAUGUCUUGAUUGUGGAGGCAAUAGUGGACACAGGAAAGACCAUGAGAGCCCUUCUACAGCACGUGGAGACUUUCCAGCCCAAAAUGGUUAAAGCUGCAGGGCUGCUGGUGAAGAGGGUUCCUCACGGGACGGCGGAGCUCCCAGACUAUGUUGGAUUUGUCGUUCCUAAUCGUUUUGUGGUGGGUUACGCUCUGGACUACAACGAGUACUUCAGAGACCUCAAUGAAGGAGUUAGCUGAAAUGAAGAUUUAUAUACAGCAGUAUUUUAUUUAAAUCAAGAAGAUAAUUCAAGAUGAAAACAGCAACC
This is a messenger RNA of Sinocyclocheilus anshuiensis, 701 nucleotides long. RefSeq names its product phosphoribosyltransferase domain-containing protein 1-like. The record is from RefSeq and is a predicted model, not a curated record. Gene Ontology annotation, biological process: hypoxanthine metabolic process; purine ribonucleoside salvage; IMP salvage. The transcript has 9 exons. Gene Ontology annotation, cellular component: cytosol. Gene Ontology annotation, molecular function: hypoxanthine phosphoribosyltransferase activity; magnesium ion binding. Lineage: Eukaryota; Metazoa; Chordata; Actinopteri; Cypriniformes; Cyprinidae. The coding region runs from base 1 to 633 and encodes 210 amino acids.